CACUUUGCAGGUGUCCGAUAGGCGCGUGCGCCGUUAGUGCCGGCUCCAUACGUGAGGGCGGGAGAGCGCGAGCUCGAGCCAGCCUCGGGGGCACUCGGCGCGUUCGUGUGAUGUUACUUGUUACCAGAAGGGGGGAGUUGAGAAGGACGGGAAGUGAUGUUGCAUUGACGAAAAAAGGCAGUAAAAAAAGUAGAAAAAAAGGAGGCAGGAAAAGAGAUAACAUAAAUAAAGUGACUGUGGAGAGAGAGAAGCUGACGUGCUAAAGUGGCUGGCUGGUUUGCUUGGCGGCGCUCCUUGUUUGAGACGUGCAGAUUAUUGAUUAGAAAAAAAGCUGCAGGUGUAAUAAUAGAAGUGCUGCAAUUUUUUAAGUUAUUACUCUGACCCCACCACAAUUUAAGAAAACAUCUCAAUGGAUUGAUGACUGCUGGUAACAUUGCUGCAUGACGAAUUGGAAGUCCUUCAUUGAAACUAAUCCUAAACAGUGUGUUUUUUUUAUCCUUUAAGGUCCUAACCAAAGUGUCGCUAUGUCUGAUGGGGACUAUGACUAUCUCAUCAAAUUCUUAGCUCUGGGAGAUUCAGGAGUAGGAAAAACCACCUUCUUGUACCAAUAUACAGAUGCAAAGUUCAACUCCAAGUUUAUUACAACAGUAGGCAUCGACUUCCGAGAGAAGAGAGUGGUAUAUAAAUCCAAUGGACCAGGUGGUGUUUCUGGCAGAGGACAGAGAAUACACCUUCAGCUGUGGGACACAGCCGGACAGGAAAGAUUUCGUAGUUUGACGACAGCAUUCUUCAGAGAUGCAAUGGGAUUUCUCUUGCUCUUUGAUCUCACAAGUGAGCAAAGCUUCCUUAAUGUCAGAAACUGGAUGAGUCAGUUACAGAUGCAUGCGUAUUGUGAAAAUCCAGAUAUAGUGCUGUGUGGCAACAAGUGUGAUCUGACUGAUCAGAGAGCAGUGAAGGAAGAAGAAGCCAAGGAACUUGCAGAUAAAUAUGGUAUUCCUUACUUUGAGACUAGUGCUUCAAGUGGCCAAAAUGUGAGCCAGGCAGUGGAAGUUCUCUUGGAUUUAAUCAUGAAGAGAAUGGAACGGUGUGUGGACAAAUCUUGGAUACCUGAAGGAGUAAUGCAAUCAAAUGGCCACAGCUCUACAGAGCAGCUCAGUAACAGCAAAGACCAGGGCAAAUGUAGCUGUUAGUCAUGUCCACCUUGUGUGUGAAGUGGUGUUUCUGAGUAGUAUACUUGUGGUUAUGGACAUGAUGAUUUUCUGUUCCAUUACCAGGGGUCAGUAUCCCUACGUGGCCAACCAUUCCAAAAGAAGAGUAGACUGUAGGGUUUGUGGGCAGCAGGUCUUCUCAUUUGUAGCACAUGUCUUCUAGCUAGUUAGUGUGUUUUUAGUAUACAGUCAUGCAGAUACUCUGGGGUGUGGGUGGAAGCAGACUAAACAUCAAAUGGCUGAAGUUUAUCCUUCACAAAUCCUGGAAAUCAUUGUCUAGAUGGAUAAGAGCAAAUUAUUUUGACAGGUCUAUUGUGAAAAACUGAGUAAAAGUUACAAAUUAAGUAAAAAAAAAAAAAAAAAAAAAAAAAGGAUGACCAUCUGAGUAUCCUGAAAUGUUAAUAAUAUCUAAGUGAAGCUUUUCAUGACCGUUACAGAGGUGUAAGUGAAGGGAAAUGGUCGCACAAUCAUUAGCCAAAUUUCACCUCUCACACCGAUGGAGCAUUAGGGGUCAGGAGAACCUUUCUUUUUCUUUGGUGAAGACUAAACUUCAGCCUAUGCACAGAACCACAAAGUACUUCUUGUUCACUUGUCUUGUUUCUCUGGUAAUUUGAGAAAUUGAUAACAGCAUAAGAUUUUUGGGAAAUUCAUAUUGUAAUUUUUUAAUUGUUAUUAAAACUUUUCUGCUUUUUGUAAAAUGUCGUCUUUGAAUGGCAGAUAGAUCCCUAGAAGUGUUUAACAUUAUCAUUAAGUAUUUUAUUUUCAGCAUCAGCAGAGCCAUUCUAUUUAAACCUCUAAACCUUCUUGUAUUUCAACAGGAAUCAGGGCAGACUAUGUCCGAGUGAGUCACCCUAAUACUGGUGAUAAAGACCUAGAGCAUUCUGUGCCUGAGGCACCUUUGGGACAUCUAGAUUGUAAAUUGGAUAGAAAAAGCUGUUGAUGCCUUUGUGGUGCCCUUUAGUUUAAAUGAUUAAAAGGAAUAACUGCAGCUAUAUUUUAAAACAAAAAAACUCAACUCUUGUGUUACUUGGACAACAUUGGGUUUACUUGUCUAUUGGGAUAAUUAGUUUUCUGUUAAGGUGGCAUCAGGGGAAAUCAUUCAACUACAUGAUUAUGUGAUUUUUUUUUUUUUUUUUUUUUGUCCUGUUUUGCGUUUAAUAUAAAUCAGUCUUGAUUCUGGGUUUCAAAAUGUGCCUAAAUUAGGAGGGUGAGUGACAUUUGUUCAUGUUUCUUUUUUAUAACACACUGUAUUAUUGCCAAAACACUGUCAAUGCCAAAUAUGUAAGCCAUAUUUUAGUGUAUCUAUAUAAAGCUAUCCACACAAUAUUUUAUUUAUUAAAAUGUUAUAGUCAACUUUAAAUUAGUAUUUGAAUUUAUUUCCCCUCUCUAUAGCCAAAAAUAAAUUAUUGCCUGUUCUUUCAGAAAUUAUUGUUCAGACUUUCCUUUGAAUUAGUUUUAAAGCAUACACUAUAUCCAGACAUAAUGUAUGUACACCAGACCCUAAACCAGAAAGAAAAAAAUAUACCAGACUCAUACUUUGUUCUGUACUGUGUGUCUACAUGGUCAUGUACAUUUAUGUAGUACAAUUGAGAUCUACAGUGACAUGACUAAACAGAAUUAUUGAAUUGUGUGGGUAUAUACAUAGUAAUCACUUUCAUAAACAUAUACUGUAUUGGAUAUACUGUACAUAUAAAUGUUUCACUGUUCUGGGUUGAUUCCCCUCUUAUGCCCAAUGCUACAGUUCGCAUGACCCAAAUCUGGAUUGUGAUAGAUUAAUAAUAGGUGGAAGGUGUGACAAAAAUGACGCUCUAAAUCUAUAAGUGGUCCAUAUAUUUUGCAUUUGUACUAAUAGAAUUCCAAAUGGGUGUGCACAUGUAUGUAAACGAGGGUAAAUCAAAAAGUAAAGGCAAUUUGUAAAUUACACGGUAAUGACAGUGGACAGAAGCUGACACAAUCCAACACAUUCACAGUGGCCUAUGGGUAGUUUGAAGACGCACAGCACAGCGCUCUGCAGUUAGUCUUGUUGAAGCUAAGGUCAACUGAACAUGGACACUCUGCUACAGGAUUGUACCAUUGUUGAACAAUGCCUCAUAGUGAGAUUUCUUUGGGUAAAGUGAGUGAAACUGAAGGAUGUUGGCUAAGUAUGGAAGUGAAAACAGCAUGACUCGAUGCAAAAUGUAUGAACGGGUAGAAAGGUUUACAGCAAGAAGUACCAGUGUAACCGACAAAGCUCAAUCUGGUUGAAUCUCAUACUCACUCACGCAAGCCCACAUCAACAUGGCAAAUGCCUUCAUCAGGGAAGACGGACAGAUUACGUUGACUGCUCUUACUGCAGAUUUGGCUAUCAGCUGUGGAUUGCACAUGAUGACUUGGGCUACUGUAAAGUUUCUACAAGAUGAGUACCCAAACAGCUUAUUAACUCACAAGACAACAUCCUCCAAUGAAUAUUAGCAGGUUUCACUCCCUUUUCCCAAAGAAAUCUCACUACGGCAUGUUGUUCAACAAUGGUGCAAUACCGCAGCAGAGCGUCCGUGUUCAUUUGACCUUGGCUUCAACGAGACUAACAGCAGAGUACUGCACUGUGCGUGUUCGAACUACCUAUAAGCUAUUGUGAGUGUUUUGUAUUGUAUUAGCUUCUAUCUGUUGUCGUUACUUUACUUUUUGAUUUACCCUCUGAAUAUGCUGAAUUGCCUGUUCUCAUCAAAAUUGAUAUAGUACUCUAUUAUAUAAAGAGUUACACAAACACAUUCAAAUAUUUAUUAAAUCAAUCUAAUUCUGCUUACCCAAAUACCAGGGCCUCAGGUCAAUUAAACACACACACACAUUUUAAUAUAUAUAAGUCUGUAUGUAUACGUGCGUGUGUAUGUAUCAGUAGUUUACACAUUUUUAUGCAAAUAUAUAUUGAAAUAAAAAGCUUUUACUGUUCAUUAGUAUAUAUUGUUUAUAAAAGGAUCACUGUAUAUAUUCAGAAUGUACAGAUAGAAUUUUGAGUGUGCAUAUGUAACAUCUAAAUAGGUUUCUACAUGCAUGCAUUCAGAUAUAAAAUUGUAAACAAUCAUUUUCUUUUUAAUUCAGGUACUUAAUUGGCCUGGCAUGAGUGAGUCUGGGUUUGUGAGCAAGUGUUACCAACAGUACACUGCUGUCCCAUCCUGCAUUGAGCCCAGUAAUGCUGGGAUAGGCUUUGUCCUCUGCCACUCUGAGUUGGAUUAAGUGGGUCUGACAAUGGAUGUAUUGUUUUACUUUAGAAAUCCACUCCCAAAAAAAUCUCCUAAUAAGGAUGUCAGAAUAUUUCACAACAAUUUUAUGUAAAAUAAGUGCACUCAUGGUCUACAGUAAAUAAGUAUGAAGCUGGGUUGUGUUAUGUGCACAUUUGCAAUUAUUUUCACACUAGGUUUUUGGACCAUGUAUUCUUUUGGAUGGGUGGGAUUUUAGAGAAUACCAACUUAUUGUGCUAUUUUAGUGGUGUUAAUGUGUUGGUAUUUGAGAAAUCUAUACAUGGCAUUAAAAAGCACUUUUACAAAAUGUAUCUAAAUAUUUUUAAUGCGUAAAACUAUUCUUUCAUAUGCUGUAAAAACACUGGAUACUUUUUUUUCUCCAUUGCAGGUCUGGUGAAUUUUGUAGAUUUGAAAACUAUAUAGAAUUGAUGCACAAAUAUUUUUAUCUCAGAUUGUAUAAGCUUGUCUGCUAGGUUACAUAACAGAACUGUAUUUUACCAGAACUGCAUUUAUAAUAAAAUGUGUUCAAUAUUUAAAUCUU
Messenger RNA from Erpetoichthys calabaricus (reedfish), 4964 nucleotides. It is a transcript of the gene rab27a, whose product is annotated as RAB27A, member RAS oncogene family. Bases 525 to 1190 code for a protein of 221 amino acids. Gene Ontology annotation, biological process: positive regulation of exocytosis; melanosome transport. Gene Ontology annotation, molecular function: GTP binding; GTPase activity. The transcript is spliced from 8 exons. NCBI's taxonomy places the organism in Eukaryota, Metazoa, Chordata, Cladistia, Polypteriformes, Polypteridae. The record is from RefSeq and is a predicted model, not a curated record. Gene Ontology annotation, cellular component: melanosome; secretory granule.